Messenger RNA from Solanum dulcamara, 1839 nucleotides. RefSeq names its product pentatricopeptide repeat-containing protein At2g42920, chloroplastic. The record is from RefSeq and is a predicted model, not a curated record. The transcript has a single exon. Gene Ontology annotation, biological process: RNA modification. Lineage: Eukaryota; Viridiplantae; Streptophyta; Magnoliopsida; Solanales; Solanaceae. The coding region runs from base 75 to 1634 and encodes 519 amino acids. Gene Ontology annotation, molecular function: protein binding; RNA binding.
AACAAAUUGCUCUCUUUCAACACAUUCUUGAUAAUUUUUUCCACUUCCUUAAGACAACAAACACAAAAACAGAGAUGUCAUCAAGUGUUUGCUCAUCAACUUCCAUUUCUAAGUUCAUUUCAGACCAACCAUAUCUUCAUAUGCUAGAAACCAAAUGUACCACUAUGACAGACCUCAAAAAGAUUCAUGCUCAUCUCAUAAAAAGUGGUCUAAUUAAGGAUAAAAUAGCAUCUAGUCGUGUCCUUGCAUUUUCAGCCAAGUCUGGUGAUAUCAAUUAUGCAAACAUGGUUUUCACUCACAUAGAAAAUCCAAAUCUUUUCACUUGGAAUACUAUCAUUAGAGGUUACUCACAGAGUUCAACUCCACAAUAUGCAAUUCAUCUCUUCAUUCAAAUGUUGAACAAUUCACUAGUACAACCACACUUGCUUACUUAUCCUUCGGUUUUUAAGGCGUAUGCUCGAGGUGGUCUUGCGAAAAAUGGAGCUCAACUUCAUGGGAGAAUCAUGAAACUAGGCUUAGAAUUUGACACAUUCAUAAGAAAUACUCUGUUGCAUAUGUAUGUAAGUUGUGGUUUUUUGGUUGAAGCAAGGAAAUUGUUUGAUGAGGAUGAGGUUGAGGAUGUUGUUUCUUGGAAUUCCAUGAUCAUAGGCCUAGCUAAAUCGGGAGAAAUCGAUGAUUCUUGGAGGUUGUUUAGUAAAAUGCCAACUAGAAAUGAUGUUUCUUGGAACAGUAUGAUUAGUGGCUUUGUUAGAAAUGGGAAGUGGAGUGAAGCAUUGGAACUAUUUAGCACAAUGCAAGAGGAAAAAAUUAAGCCUACUGAAUUCACCUUGGUGAGUUUGUUGAAUGCUUGUGGACACUUAGGAGCACUUGAACAAGGGAAUUGGAUUUAUAUGUAUGUUAAGAAGAACAAUGUUGAGUUGAAUGUUAUUGUUGUUACUGCAAUUAUAGACAUGUAUUGCAAGUGUGGAAACGUUGAAAUGGCGUGGCAUGUUUUUGUAAGCGUCUCCAAUAAAGGGUUGUCUUCUUGGAAUUCAAUGAUUUUGGGCUUAGCUAUUAAUGGAUUUGAGAAUGAUGCGAUUCAGUUAUUCGCGAGGCUACAAUGCACAAAUCUCAAGCCUGAUUCAGUGAGUUUCAUCGGUGUACUAACCGCGUGCAAUCACUCUGGAUUGGUAGAUAAAGCUAAAGACUACUUCCAAUUAAUGGAAAAAGAAUAUGGUAUUGAACCAUCAAUCAAGCACUAUGGUUGUAUGGUCGAUAUUCUUGGCCGAGCAGGACUAGUUGAAGAAGCAGAAGAAGUUACAAGGAGUAUGAAAAUGGAACCUGAUGCUGUCAUAUGGGGUUCUUUGUUAUCGGCUUGUAGGAGUCAGGGGAACAUGGCGUUGGCCAGAUGGUCAGCUGAGAAUUUGCUUGAGUUGGAUCCAAAUGAGAGCAGUGGCUAUGUAUUGAUGGCGAACAUGUAUGCAGCCUCGGGCCAGUUUGAAGAAGCUAUGGAUGAAAGGAUAUCAAUGAAAGAGAAAGAUAUAGAGAAAGAAGUGGGAUGCAGUUCAGUCGAAGUUAACGGAGAAGUUCAUGAGUUUGCAUCUGGUAGGAAGUUAGAUUCUGAGUUGUAUGAUAUAUAUUCUUUGAUGCACUAGACACAUUUAGGAAUUUAGUGUCUACUUAGAGCCAUUGUACACAGAAACUAUUUCAUUUAGGAGUAUAUUGUACUUAGAGCCAUUGUACACAGAAACUACUUAGAGCCAUUUUAUGAUAAGGAAUAAAUCAGAAGUCUUCAACUAUUGCUAUUCCAUCCACUAAAUCAGACUAUUUGAAUAGACAAACUUUGAAGAAUUUGAAGAA